GAUUAUCAGACGUCUCUCUCUUUCCCAUCAACCCUGAAGGCGUCAUUGGUGACGUCAUCGACACAACAUGGCGUCGUGUGGAAGAAGGCUAAGUUGUUGUUGCUGCGGUCUGUGGACUUUUUACUUUUCUUUUUGCUUUUCUUUGCUCUUUGCUCAUGCCACGACUGCUGGGACGGACAACUGCGACAACCUGAGACUUGGACAAUAUUUGUGCAAAGAUCCGAAGAUAGACGAAAACACUCAGGAGCCUGAAAACUGCCGAGACGCCACAGCUUGGGUGGAAUGUCUCCCAGCUCCAAACGUCACUUGUCGACUAUCCAAUGGUUCAGAGUUCAGGUUCAGUGGGGAUGAGGUGGGCUUUAAUAAAAGCAUUCCCUGCAGGAACGUGAGUGGAUACUCUUACAAGGUGGCGGUGGCGUUGUCUCUCUUCCUGGGCUGGCUGGGCGCCGACCGCUUCUACCUGGGCUACCCGGCACUUGGGCUGCUGAAGUUCUGCACGGUGGGGUUCUGCGGCAUCGGAACGCUCAUAGACUUCAUCUUGAUCACCAUGCAGAUCGUAGGUCCAUCGGACGGCUCCGACUACAUUGUCGACUAUUACGGCGCACGCCUGACCCGCCUGUCAAUCACCAACCAGACGUACAGGAAGCCGCACCUGUCUCUGUGAGGUCACGUAGACACUUCCUGUUGUUUGUACUUAUAAAGGGUGAUGUCAUCACAACAUGCCAAGUGGCCAUCGUGAUCUAGUAAGUGCUAUGAUCUUCAUGAUUGUGAAACAUUUGUGUGUCCGACAUUCAUUUGCUUAAAAUAGGGCUGUCUUUUUUUUAAAUAAGAUGCAUCACUUUUUGGAAUUUGGUUGAAUCAUGAUUGUACGAUUAAAAAGACCCAGAUAGUAUUGUCAGAAUGUAAAGCAGGAACAUUUUUAAACGUUUUGUCAUUCAUUUUUUUACAAAACUUGGUAACUGUUUUGUCUAGUCCAGGGGUCGGCAACCCAAAAUGUUGAAAGAGCCAUAUUGGACCAAAAAUACAAAAACAAAUCUGUCUGGAGCCGCAAAACAAUGAAAAGCCAUAUUACAUACAGAUAGUGUGUCAUGAGAUAUAAAUUGAAAAAAGAUGACCUAAAGGAAACUAAAGGAGCUCAAAUAUAGCUACAAAUGAGGCAUAAUGAUGCAAUAUGUACAUAUAGCUAGCCUAAAUAGCAUGUUAGCAUCGAUUAGCUUGCAGUCAUGCAGUGACCAAAUAUGUCUGAUUAGCACUCCACACAAGUCAAUAACAUCAACAAAACUCACCUUUCAUGCACGUUAAAAGUUUGGUGGACAAAAUGAGACAGAAAAAGAAGUGGCAUAAAACACGUCCUAGAAAGUUAUACAUGUAAACAAACUAGGGUGAGUUCAAGGACCGCCAAAAUUAGUAGGACAAAACAGCGCUCGCCAAAUACUGGAAUCAGUGAAGCAUGUUUAAUAUAAACAGUGUGCUUUAUAACAAUUAGGGAGGUUUGUGUCAUGUUUGUCCUCCUACAGAAACCAUAUUAAAACAAAAAAUAGAUUUUUUUCCCCCUCAUCUUUUUCCAUUUUUCAUACAUCUUUGAAAAAGCUCCAGGGAGCCACUAGGGCGGCGCUAAAGAGCCGCGGGUUGCCGACCCCUGCUCUAAGGUUAUUUCAGGCUGUAUUUUGGAGGCAAAUAUGCCGGCGAGUCUCCUCACUCAUGUUUCAUGCAUUGACCGUUUAGCAUUCAAGGUCAAGGGGAUUUUACGGUGAAAAUAAAUGUAAUCUAUGUGUGUACAUGAACAAUGCAAUAUGUUUUGUGAUUAAUCACCAGUUAAUUCAUUCAUUUUGACAGCCCUCCUUCAAAAUAUACAUUAAAAAAAAUCUUCCAUAAAAGGAAAAAUGUCAUUUUAGGGAGGAGCAUUUCUGACUUUGUAUGUAAAAUGUCGUUUAAGUUAUUAAAGUGUAAAUAAAAGGUGUUACAAUAUUUUCCCUAUCCAUGUCGUUGAUUGGACACCAGGGGGCGCCAACACUUAGACGAUACAAUGAUGGAAUUUCAUUUGCACACAAAACGAAUAAAUAUAUUUUCAAAGGCGUGUGCGUGAAUAAAAGUGUCCUGCUAGGAAUCAUUCCGUCACCUCACUGAGGAAAUAUGAGUUGUGGGGUCACGUGACCUGAUCCAGGAAGAGGAAGUUGCCUCCCGAGGGAAGAGUCGACUUGUCAAAGUAAAUGUCAAAAGAUCCAAAUCCAUAUUUAAACUUCAUGUUUGAAGACGUGACUCCUCACUCGCAUGAAUAGUUCAACACCUGAUAGUCAUGUGACAUCUUGUCUUGAAGACUGUUGGCCUU
Nerophis lumbriciformis (worm pipefish) is the source of this 2329-nucleotide messenger RNA. It is a transcript of the gene tm2d1, whose product is annotated as TM2 domain containing 1. The record is from RefSeq and is a predicted model, not a curated record. Lineage: Eukaryota; Metazoa; Chordata; Actinopteri; Syngnathiformes; Syngnathidae.